Fusarium verticillioides 7600 is the source of this 2425-nucleotide messenger RNA. RefSeq lists its product as hypothetical. Gene Ontology annotation, biological process: endoplasmic reticulum unfolded protein response. Bases 218 to 997 code for a protein of 259 amino acids. Gene Ontology annotation, cellular component: Hrd1p ubiquitin ligase ERAD-L complex; endoplasmic reticulum membrane. Lineage: Eukaryota; Fungi; Ascomycota; Sordariomycetes; Hypocreales; Nectriaceae. The record is from RefSeq and is a predicted model, not a curated record. The transcript is spliced from 3 exons. Gene Ontology annotation, molecular function: misfolded protein binding; ubiquitin-specific protease binding.
ACUCUUCCAGAGACAAAGAGCGAAGAUGACACGCAAGCAAUAACCAUGAGCCCCUGGUUGCCUGCUUUCGCAAAGUCUCAUUCUUCUUCUCUUUCUACAUAAACGUCCGCUGAACUCACACUUGUUUUCUUUUUCUUCGUGCAGAAAAAGUUCUCUUAACUCAGCUUUCGUUGACUUGCUAAUACCACCGUCUCCUCAUUGAGCAAAGUUGCCCAUCAUGGCUGACAAUGCGAUGGCCGCCUACUGGGCCCUGCCACCCGUUUCUAGGAAUCUGGUUACUGCUGCAGUGUUGACCUCCCUUGGUUGCAUCGUCGGGCUACUGCCAAUCAUGCGUCUAUUUCAUCACCCAUCGUACCUUUGGAUGUUUCCACCUCAAAUCUGGCGACUCGUAACAUGUUUCUUGAUCGAAACGCAGCCGAUCAACUUGCUCAUGAACUCGUUCUUCCUGUAUCGCUACAGCGCUCAGUUGGAGAUGGGGAACCCACGUUUCCCACGCAAGGUCGAUCUCGUGUUCUACAUAUUAUUUGUCUGCACCGUAAUUCUGAUGAUCGACUACCUGGCCGGACUGACGAGCUUCUUGUACAUGAACGGCCUCAUUCUUGCCAUGGUUUACACCAUUACCCAAGACCAGCGCGGCCAGAAAACACAGUACUUCGUUCUUACUAUCCCUGCCCAAGCGCUGCCCAUCUGCAUGAUCAUUGUCGGCACGCUCACGGUUGGACCAAAUAAGGCAUUGGUCCAAAUCGAGGGUCUACUCGCCGCCCAUCUGUUUGAUUUCCUCACCAGAAUCUGGCCUGAGUUCGGGAACGGGCCUCGACUUUUGAGAACCCCUGCCUGGCUUGAGCGUCUUGUGCAGACACCAAGAAUUACUGCCAGAGGUUUCGGUACCGCCAUCCGACCUGGGAAUUCACCAUCUUCUGGACGCAGCACUGGUGUUAGCGCAGGUCCUUUGCCAGAUUCAUGGCGGUCUCGUGGCCCUGGCCAGCGACUGGGCUGAAACAUGCCGUUGUACGUUGUCACUUGCAGGGUAUACAAUAGGAUGAAAGAAAGAAUUAUCACUACCUAUAGAACUCCUGUGCCCACCAUCUGUAUUGGGUCUAAGGCACGUCAUGCCUGGAUAUGUCGACCAAAUAACUCCAAGCUUGAACCAAACCAAAGGUUUCUGUAAUACCGAAAUUACCGACACGCAAACUCUUUAUGUGAAUAUAUAGUAUUUUAUCAUCAUCCAUAAACGCGACUGUUGCCGCUUAACAUGGGAGACUUGUUUGCUUCCCGCCUCUUGAGAUAGUCGUCACUGAACCCCGCCGGCACCUCAGUUGCUAGGACAGUGCCGCCUCCUAGCGGUCGAUCUUGGAACCUUGGAUCCAAUACAGCCAACGGCCUGGAGAUCCUUAGCUCAUGUCGUGGAUCAUUAUCAAUCGCUGAUAUAGGGGUUGCUGAUAACAGAUUCAGCUGUGGGGUCCCCUGUUUCUUGGGAAUGAUGAGUUUUGAUAGAGAAGGGAAGGCGAAGGAUGGCUUGGGUUUGACGGCUUCGUGGGCAGGAACUGGGGCCGCCGCUAAUAUUGGUGGUCUAGUGGCUGGAUGAUGUGGUACAGGGGAAGGGUCGCGGCUCGCAACACGCGAGCUCGAAGUACUCAAAGAUGCCACCUCUGCGAUCCGCUGAGUGUCAGUUCCUGCAGGCUCUGCAGCGCUGAGAUAUGUCUGCAGAGCAUAUGAAUCGGGAACAUUGGAUCUCAUGGUAUGCCGGAGAGAACUCGGUGCCUUAGCAUCGGGAAGGCGGCUGACGACUCUGGGUAUGUAGGCUGGGUGUGCUGGCAGUGCAGCAUUGGGACCAUUGCUCUUCGAGUGCGGUGCAUAGUGAUAGCUGACCUUGCCAUUAAUACCGCUGCUAUCUUGUUCGAAACUGUCGUAAUACUCCGCAUUAGACAUUGUGCGGAUGUGGUUUCCAGCAUGGUUAUGAGGCUGCGCCGAGCGCCCGGGAUAUCCAGCAUUGUCGGUAAAGUAAGAAGACUUGUGAAUUCCAUACAUAGAAGGGUCAUUCAUUGGUGCAUCAGGAGGUGGUGAUUCAAUCUUGACUCCUGCACCACGACGUUGUCGACUUCGUCGACAGUACAUGAAGAUAAGCCACACCAUGCCAGCCAUGCCUAGUCCGCAUCCCACAGCGAUACCAACAAUUGUGCCAGUGGUCAUAGAGCCAACGGGAGCACCAUCAUCGCCAGGCAGAGUUUGGUUCGUGUUAGGAUCAGUAAUAUUGAUGAGUGUGUGAGUGAAAAUUGUGCCACUAAGGCCAAGGAUAUCGCCUUUCUUAGGCUCUUGAAUACAGCCUGCUUUCAAUGCCACCAGAACUAGGUGCCUAUUAGUGGUUUUUUUCGAAGAGCCAGCAUACAGAGAACCUACAGUUGGCCAGAUACUUUUGAUUCGAUGU